GCAUCAUCUGAAGCAGGGAGAACGAUCUAGGGCACAAACUCCAUCCAUGUUUACAACCCAGCUUUGCUCCCCGCUUCCCACAGCCGAGACCCUAAUUCCGCCUUCUGUUCACUUAUCACCUUCUCAUUACCCAUCAAGCCAUUCUUCCAUCCCCCGGCUUCAUUCUACCGCGCUUCCCCUCAGCCGCUGCUACCUUACAACCCGAUAUCUCACCCGCAUCGCCCUUACCGAUGCUUCCUUUAGCCUCUCUCUUUUCACAGAACUCAGGUUAGACCAAUACGAAGUGGAUGCCCUUCUCCACCGCCAUCCGGAGAUCGAAUCAGUAGCUGCAGCUUCUCCUGAAUCACUUCGUCUUCGGAUAGGCACUUUGUUGUCCAUUGGGCUCGGCAACUCUGCUCUCCGGCGGACCAUCAUCAAGCGCCCUGACAUCCUCACCUCGCCGGAGGCUGGUCUCUUUCUCAAUUUCGUCCAUGAAGAGUCUGUAAAACUACUGCCGACAAAGCUCGAGCGUCUUCUAAUUAGCACCCAUUCCGCUCACUUUCAAGGGCUUGUAAUAAGAACCAAACUUUUUCUCAACCAUGGAUUCCCCCACGAGAAGCUCGGGCAUCUACUCAAUGUUGUUGAUAUCAAGAGGGCUUUCUGCGAGAAGACUAUCGAGGAUAUUGAGGAGAUGAUUUUGUUCUUGCAGCGCUAUGGAUGGCCGAAUACCAUUGUACGCCGUCCCAAUCUUCUCAACCUGGACCUGCAUAACCAGCUGAUUCCCCGUGCCCAGUUCUUCGCUAAUCUUGCUGGCGGCGAUGAAGAGUCCUCUUCUCACUUGAUCCGUAAACUGCCAGGAAUCCUUGCAUAUACGGUUGAGCACCUUCAGUCACACCUGAAGUUUUGGAGAUCUGUUGGUCUCACUGGUGGACAACUCUUCAAGAUAGCGCUUGUGUACCCCAAUAUCUUUAGCGUCAGCAUAGAGAGGAAGCUUAGUUCCAGAAUUGAGUUCCUCGAACAGUGCGGCUUGGAUGCCGAGGAAAUCUUUAAGUUUCUCGUCAAGGCUCCUCUUUUCACGAGCCUGUCCUUUGAGGAGAACCUUGCCAAGAAGCUGGCGUUUCUUGUUAAGCUGGGAUACGUGUAUCGGACCAGGGACAUGGCCUUGGCCGUUGGUGCGGUGACCAGGACGAGCACUGAGAACAUGCAGAAAGUAAUUGAGCUUUUCUUCAGCUAUGGCUUCUCUUGCGAGGAUGUGCAGGCCAUGAGCAGGAAGCACCCGCAAGUGCUGCAGUAUAACUGCGAGUCACUGGGGAAGAAGAUGCAGUUCUUGAUCAACGAUAUGGAAAGAGAGGUCAGGGAACUGCUGAGUUUCCCUGCUUUCUUAGGUUAUAAUCUGGAUGACCGGAUCAGGUACAGGUAUGAGAUAAAGAUGGCAAACAGAGGAAAGGGAUCGUCUAUCAACAAUCUUCUUUCUGUUUCUGAUGAGAGAUUUUAUUUGAAAACCAACAAAUGGAUUGAAGCAGGAUCAGAUUGUAAUUCUGAUCAAGUUAAGCUUUGAUAGUUGGUGCCAUUUUCUGUAGAAAAAAUGGGUUAAAAAAGGGGCUCGUUCCUGCCUGCUUAAAUGAGGUUGCCGGGGGCAUUCUUUUGAUUAACAAUUCCAAAUGACAAAAAAGUAAAUUUUACAAGGAGAUUCAUGAUGAAUCAAUAAAAUUAUGUAUGACCUCCUUCUAAUAGAUGAAUUCUAGGUUUGAAAACUAUCCCAAGACCUGACUAUUCGGACCUGAGGGGAAGUAAGCUGCCAUGCCAUUCGUCUAGCUUAAUCAUCUUUAUGUUGAAAUCAUUCACUAGGUGAGCGGAUGUUGCUAGUUUGAGGGAUGUCAUUUUGACCAUGAUAUAUAGGUGCCAAUUCAUCAAGAAGCUUUUGGACCCGUGAGAACUUCAACUUGUUCUCCUUAUACUCCACUUCAUAGAAUUCGUGACUUAUGGUUGGAUUGGUUCAUAGAACCAGAAUGAUUCGAGGUGAGAUCAUCACCUGGAUUGGAUUUAACAUGUUUUCUCAGACUGGCUACCAUUAAUGUAGGGAAGAGCUGGGGCACAAUCAUGCUAAUUCAGGCUCCAUUCUUCUUCUGUAUAGAGGUUUGACACUGUCUUGGAUCGGCAGAUGCAUCUUCUUUCAGGAUCUAAUGCUUCUCCAAUAGAAGUUGGAGAUUUUCUUUUAUUAAUGUUGCGGGGGAGGGUGGGCUAAUGCUUCUCCAAUGCUUCUCCAAUAGAAGUUGGAGAUUUUCUUUUAUUAAUGUUGCGGGGGAGGGUGGGCUAAUGCUUCUCCAAUGCUUCUCCAAUAGAAGUUGGAGAUUUUCUUUUAUUAAUGUUGCGGGGGAGGGUGGGCUAAUGCUUCUCCAAUGCUUCUCCAAUAGAAGUUGGAGAUUUUCUUUUAUUAAUGUUGCGGGGGAGGGUGGGCUAAUGCUUCUCCAAUGCUUCUCCAAUAGAAGUUGGAGAUUUUCUUUUAUUAAUGUUGCGGGGGAGGGUGGGCUAAUGCUUCUCCAAUGCUUCUCCAAUAGAAGUUGGAGAUUUUCUUUUAUUAAUGUUGCGGGGGAGGGUGGGCUAAUGCUUCUCCAAUGCUUCUCCAAUAGAAGUUGGAGAUUUUCUUUUAUUAAUGUUGCGGGGGAGGGUGGGCUAAUGCUUCUCCAAUGCUUCUCCAAUAGAAGUUGGAGAUUUUCUUUUAUUAAUGUUGCGGGGGAGGGUGGGCUAAUGCUUCUCCAAUGCUUCUCCAAUAGAAGUUGGAGAUUUUCUUUUAUUAAUGUUGCGGGGGAGGGUGGGCUAAUGCUUCUCCAAUGCUUCUCCAAUAGAAGUUGGAGAUUUUCUUUUAUUAAUGUUGCGGGGGAGGGUGGGCUAAUGCUUCUCCAAUGCUUCUCCAAUAGAAGUUGGAGAUUUUCUUUUAUUAAUGUUGCGGGGGAGGGUGGGCUAAUGCUUCUCCAAUGCUUCUCCAAUAGAAGUUGGAGAUUUUCUUUUAUUAAUGUUGCGGGGGAGGGUGGGCUAAUGCUUCUCCAAUGCUUCUCCAAUAGAAGUUGGAGAUUUUCUUUUAUUAAUGUUGCGGGGGAGGGUGGGCUAAUGCUUCUCCAAUGCUUCUCCAAUAGAAGUUGGAGAUUUUCUUUUAUUAAUGUUGCGGGGGAGGGUGGGCUAAUGCUUCUCCAAUGCUUCUCCAAUAGAAGUUGGAGAUUUUCUUUUAUUAAUGUUGCGGGGGAGGGUGGGCU
Phalaenopsis equestris is the source of this 3230-nucleotide messenger RNA. Its product is annotated as transcription termination factor MTERF8, chloroplastic-like. Gene Ontology annotation, molecular function: double-stranded DNA binding. The coding region runs from base 47 to 1537 and encodes 496 amino acids. Gene Ontology annotation, biological process: regulation of DNA-templated transcription. Lineage: Eukaryota; Viridiplantae; Streptophyta; Magnoliopsida; Asparagales; Orchidaceae. The transcript is spliced from 2 exons. The record is from RefSeq and is a predicted model, not a curated record.